This is a messenger RNA of Clunio marinus, 877 nucleotides long. Lineage: Eukaryota; Metazoa; Arthropoda; Insecta; Diptera; Chironomidae. The record is from the annotation of a GenBank genome assembly.
AGUUAAUAACGAAAACAAAAAUCUUGUUUGAUUAUGAAAAAGUCUUUUGAUUACAGUGAUUAUCAAUCAAAAUGUAGAAAUUGCUUCAAGGUGUUUGACGUUGACAAGAAAAGUUUAAAAUAUGAAGAGAAACAUAAAAUUAUGAUGGAAAAUAUUGUGGGAUUUGAGAUCCCAGCCCAUGGAAGCGAAAAGAUUUGCAGCGGAUGUCAAGCAGUCAUUACAGAGUUUUCUAAAAUUAAGAAUCGAAUGAUUGUCUUGCAAAAAGGCUUCAACAAUCACAUGAACAGACAACAAGAUACAGAAAUGAAGACAAAGGAUCAAGAAAUGCUUCAACAAGUUCCAAAAAAAAUCUCAAAUUCACUAGAAAUUGAACGUGUGUCGGAUGAAUAUUUCAAAGAACUUAUAGACAAACAAAGAAAUUCAUUCGCGUGUUUGAUUUGCCACAAAUAUUUUUCAUUCAAAUUCUCAGCAGUUUCACAUUUAAAAACUGUUCACUUGAAAAUUAAGGGAUACAAAUGUGACAUUUGUGAAUAUAGAGGAGGCUCAAAAUGCAAUCUUCAACGACAUGUUCAACGCAACCACAUCCCAGAUUUUUCCUUAAAAGUUAAAUGUCCAAAUUGUGGUUCAUUCAUCUCCAAGAAAUAUUUGCUGCAACAUCGAAUGAGAAUGCACAGUGGAGAAGUAGAAGGCGAACUGAAAUGUCGAAAACGUUAUCGUUGUUGUAACAAAACUUACGUUUCUCUUGGAAGUACUUUGAAGCACUGCAAGAAAUUCCACAAAAGUAACAAAGUUUACGAAAUCAUUCCAAAUGAAGUUAAAGUUUGAAGUUUUGAAUUUAAAUAAAAUUAUUGACAAUUAUUCUUGAAUUUGUACGAAA